Messenger RNA from Torulaspora globosa, 1680 nucleotides. It is a transcript of the gene LCB1, whose product is annotated as serine C-palmitoyltransferase LCB1. Bases 1 to 1680 code for a protein of 559 amino acids. Lineage: Eukaryota; Fungi; Ascomycota; Saccharomycetes; Saccharomycetales; Saccharomycetaceae. The record is from RefSeq and is a predicted model, not a curated record. Gene Ontology annotation, cellular component: endoplasmic reticulum. Gene Ontology annotation, biological process: ceramide biosynthetic process; sphingosine biosynthetic process. Gene Ontology annotation, molecular function: serine C-palmitoyltransferase activity; pyridoxal phosphate binding. The transcript has a single exon.
AUGGCUCAUAUCCCUCAGGUUUUGCCCAAUUCGAUACCGAUUCCAAGCUUUAUCGUGGACUCGUUCUCAUACGUGUGGUACUAUCUUUAUGCGUCACUGCUGAAAGUGCCUGGUGGCCGGUAUAUCAUAUCGUAUGUAAAGAAAUCACAUCAGGAUGACCCGUACAGAACGGCGGUGGAGGUUGUGCUUAUUUUGUAUGGAAUCGUUUACUAUUUAUCGAAACCGCAGCAGAAGAAAGGGCUACAAGGAAGCAAACCAAAUCUGACUGCUCAGGAAGUGGAGGCAUUGAUUGAAGAGUGGCAACCGGAGCCAAUUGUUGAUGAAUCUGUCAUGGAGGCUCAGAGAUGGCGGCUAGAGAAGAUUCCCGUAAUUGAAGUGUUGAAAAAGGGGGAUCGAGUGCGCGUGAAGCGUAAUGAUGGUCGAGAAUGCUUCGAUAACGUGCUUAAUUUGGCGUCAAACAACUUUUUGCAAUUGGCCUCAAGACCGGAUGUUGUCGAAGUGGCUAAGAAGACUAUAAAGAACUAUGGAGUUGGUGCUUGCGGACCCGCUGGCUUCUAUGGGAACCAGGAUGUUCACUACAUUCUGGAGUAUGCACUUGCCAAUUUUUUCGGCACGGAGGACGCUGUGUUGUAUGGUCAAGAUUUCUGUGUUGCACCAUCUGUCCUGCCAGCUUUCACCAAGCGUGGUGAUCUGAUAGUUGCAGACAACCAGGUCUCGCUUUCCUUGCAAAAUGCGUUGCAAUUGAGUAGAUCCACUGUUUAUUACUUUGAGCAUAACAAUAUGGAGUCCUUGGAGUCCCUUUUGAAAGAAUUGACUGAGGCGGAGAAAAAAGAACGAUUACCUGCGAUCUCAAGAAAAUUUAUUGUUACAGAGGGCCUAUUCCACAAUUCUGGUGAUAUUGCACCUUUGCCAGUUCUACUCUCGCUGAAGAACAAGUACAAAUUCAGGCUUUUCAUCGAUGAAACAUUUUCUCUUGGAGUAUUGGGACGUACGGGACGUGGUCUUGCUGAACAUUUCAACAUGGAACGUGCAAGCUCGAUCGAUGUGACCAUUGGAUCGAUGGCUACCGCCUUUGGAUCAUCAGGAGCCUUCGUUUUAGGAGACCGUGUUAUGAGCCAUCACCAACAUAUUGGCUCCAAUGCAUACUGUUUCUCUGCGUCUCUACCUGCGUAUACGACGGCCACUGUGACCAAAGUGCUUCAAAUAAUGGAGAAGGACAACUCUGCAGUGACUGCGCUUCAGCGUCUUUCGAAACUGUUGCACGGUUUCUUCACAAACGACGCUGCGCUGAAACGAUGGGUUCUUGUCACUUCACAUCAGAUGUCCCCCGUCCUCCAUCUGCAACUGACCCCCGAGGCAAGAUUCCAAAGAUUCAACUACACGGGCGAACAAUUGUUCGAGACCAUAACACGUCUGCAGAAGCGUUGCGCGACGACCAAGUUCGUCGAAGAAUACGAGCAAGAAGAAAAGUUCUUGCAAGCGAUAGCCGACCAACUGCUGUCGCAGCACGGCAUCCUGAUCACCCGAAACACGAUCGUACUGAGACAGGAGACGCUACCCGUGGUACCCAGCCUCAAGAUCUGCGUCAACGCCCACAUCAGCGACCAAGAUCUGCUCGCAGCCUGCGCGGCGAUCAAGGCCGUGAUCAUCGGCAGCUGCUCGAACAACUGCUCGGACUGA